AUGGGCGUCUGCACUUCCUGCUUGGGUGGGAGCAGGAAAGAGGUCUUCGAUGAGGACGAGGAAUCGAGGCUUUUGUUCGACGACCCCAACGGCAUUCACUAUGGCAGCUUUGGCGACCAGAGCAUGAGCGGCCAGGAAGACCCCGUCGAGGUGCAACGCGAGAAUGAAGCCCUGCAGAGAGUUGUAGCCAAGACAUCCAACAACAUGGUCGAUAUUUUUGAGAUCGCCCCGCAAGAUCAUGCGGCGCGACCUGCGCCAGCACUCUUUGCGUAUGCAGGACAAGAAGCCCGCAUCGUUCGAUAUCAGCACCUGCUCUCCAAACUAGCCUCCAAGGACGAGGGCGAGGGUCAGGGCCAGGGCCCGGCGGGCGUUCAAGUGGAUUGGCUUCCCCAGGAAGACACGGUAGACGUGCAGCGCCGUGCUCCAUCCAUCAAAUCCGAGUCUGACGGUCCCCUCGUUGGCACCUUUGCAGAUGCAGCUGCUGCGAUGGCAUGA
Verticillium alfalfae VaMs.102 is the source of this 495-nucleotide messenger RNA. RefSeq lists its product as hypothetical. NCBI's taxonomy places the organism in Eukaryota, Fungi, Ascomycota, Sordariomycetes, Glomerellales, Plectosphaerellaceae. The transcript is spliced from 3 exons. The record is from RefSeq and is a predicted model, not a curated record. Gene Ontology annotation, cellular component: late endosome membrane; Ragulator complex; membrane raft. Bases 1 to 495 code for a protein of 164 amino acids. Gene Ontology annotation, biological process: positive regulation of TOR signaling; regulation of receptor recycling; endosomal transport.